Messenger RNA from Scomber japonicus (chub mackerel), 3746 nucleotides. RefSeq names its product methylphosphate capping enzyme a (gene mepcea). Lineage: Eukaryota; Metazoa; Chordata; Actinopteri; Scombriformes; Scombridae. Gene Ontology annotation, biological process: snRNA modification. The coding region runs from base 438 to 2633 and encodes 731 amino acids. Gene Ontology annotation, molecular function: snRNA binding; O-methyltransferase activity; RNA methyltransferase activity. The transcript is spliced from 5 exons. The record is from RefSeq and is a predicted model, not a curated record.
UUAGAGUGAAGCAGCUGAUGAUCAGAGACACAUGAUAAAGACAGAGUUCUCCUCUCCGCUCUGCCCACUCCACUCAGAUCUCCGCCCCAGUCAUCUUGGGCUGCAGCUCGGAGCCCGGAUGCGCCGCCAUGCCGACUCUAUCAGCAAAUGGAAUAAUUUAUUCACCAACCUGGCUGACACUGGGCGACUAGGAGUUGACUGAACAAGUCGUCGGGGGCAGUUUGGAGGACAGAGGGGCCUUUAUCGCGGGCAGACUAGCGCGGACGCUGCGUGUAGGUGUGUGUUUGUAUUAAUGCACAGACACUUGUGUGCUAGCCACGCUAACGUUAGCUCGAGUCGGGAGUAGUGCUGGGUAGUGACAGUCCGGCCGGAGGCGGGGAGAGCUGGGAGAUCCAGAAAAAUUUCCAUGUCUGCAUCAGCUCGGGAAAUCAACCAAGAUGUCUGUUGACGAAGAUACAGUAAAAACUGGUAGUCCGCAGGCCAGCUCAGCUUCAUCUCUGCAGCUCUCUGAAUGUACUGGAAGUUACAGCAAUAUAUCUGUGAUGAUGGAGGGUACAGCAGCCACCCCUGACUUAGCAGCUGCUUGUCCUGUCCUGGGAAUGACGGCCUCACCGAAACACACCAGCACAACUGACACUCUUACGCAGUCAGAGAACGCUGGACAGAGCGCCGGAGCGAAUGAGGAUAACAUCAAUCGCAGGAACAGCUUUCAUCAUUCCAAACAGCAGCAGCAAACAAAGGUUACAAAACGCCGCAACACAUCAAACUCUAGUUUCAAGCAUCCCACAUUCGGCAAGAGGAGACGAAGGGCCAACUCCGAGAGUGACUCCGUCCUGCCCACCAACUUCCUCUUGGGUGGGAACAUUUUUGACCCUCUGAAUCUCAACAGUCUGCUGGACGAGGAGGUCAACAGGGCACUGAAUGCAGAGACACCCAAAUCCUCCCCACUGCCAGCCAAAAGUCGAGACCCCGUGGAGAUCCUCAUCCCCAGAGACAUCACGGAUCCGCUGAACCUGAACAGUGGGAUAGCAGACAGCAGUUUUCUGGUGUCCCCAUUCAAGAGCGGUGGGAGGAAGAGACACCGCAACAGACACCAUGGGGGAGGAGGAGGAGGAGGAGGAGGAGGAGGAGGGAUUUCAACCACGCAGAUCAACCACUCAGAAUCAGGAAAAAGUGAGGUUAAAACCGGCGCGUCUACGCCACUUCCAGGUAUGUUUGCGUCACGCUCUGCACUAGAUGUCUCCAAAGAGUCAGACAGUUUCUCCAGUGUCACCGGGGAUUCCCAUGAGCACUCAGCCGACAACUCAGCCAGCUGUAAGGAGGAGUUGUCUGUAUCGAUGGAGGAUUCCUCUCUCUCCAUAUCGGGGGGAACAAACCAGCACACAAGCAGACGCAAGCGAAGGCGCAACUCUGGCAAAAUGGACACUCCUGUGACUCAUUCUACCCCCAUAGGAAAGUCAGGAUUUGGAGAGAGGAGUUGCAAUACUACAGGGGCACCAAGGAAUUCUCAGUCCUUCCACACACCAAGGAGUGGUCCCAAAUUUGGGUCAGGAGGUCGUCAGCACCAGCAGAUGUACAACCAGGCAAAAGACCAACAGAAGAAGAAGUUCCAGUAUGGAAACUAUAACAAGUAUUAUGGCUAUCGCAACCCAGGAGCAAGUGAGGACCCACGGAUACGUGUGUUUCGUCCCAAAUGGUUUGAAGGUAAAGACGUACUGGAUUUGGGGUGCAACUCAGGCCAUCUAACACUAUAUAUUGCCAAAAUGCUAAGACCUGCCCGCAUAUUGGGUCUUGAUAUUGACAGUGAUUUGGUACAUGCAGCCCGUAAGAACAUCAGGCAUUAUCUGUCUGAGCUGCAGACCCAAGAGGCCAGGCGUGCAACGCAGGAGAAAAAGAACACUGAACAGGAGGAGGAGAGGAAUGGAAAUGCGAGUCACACAGCCAGUGAAAAGAAGCACAAUGACGCUGAGAGCAGGGAUGAAAAUGGGAAACUAUUGAAAGGAGAAUGUGGCCCUGCAGAGGCUGUAAAUGACAAUGACUCCUGUCACACACAUGAGACAGGGACCCAGAGGCUGGACAGCAAAGCAGAGGAAAUGGAGAAGGAAGAUGGUGAUUCACCCCCCACUGAUCGCUCUGUGAGCUGCUCUUUUCCUGUAUCUCUACGGAUCUCCAGGGGGCCCAUCGCUGCACCUCCACUAACUGAAACAUCCAGCACACGGCCUGGGGAGUUCCCCUCAAAUGUGUCCUUUGUCAAGGCCAAUUAUGUACUGGAGAACGAUAAUCUUCUUUUGACUCAGCGGGCAGAGUACGACGUGAUCUUGUGCCUGAGCGUCUCCAAAUGGGUUCACCUGAACUGGGGGGACAGUGGCCUCAAACGGCUCUUCAAGAGAGCCUACAGACAUCUCCGUCCUGGAGGCAUGUUCAUCCUGGAGCCACAGCCCUGGGAGUCGUACGUGAGGAGGAAGAAGCUGACUGAUAAUAUUAGCAGGAAUUAUCACAGCAUCUGUCUGAAACCUGACCAGUUUUCAUCAUACCUUAUAAAUGAGGUGGGCUUCGCCAGUUUUGAGCACCUUGGGGCCCCCAAGUGUUCAAUAAGAGGUUUUCAGAGGCCAAUCUACUUAUUUCACAAAUGACCGCUUCUGCCUUGGAGAUCAUUGAAUGUGAGUAGCCUAAACCGCAACCAUACAUACAAACCAGCCAGCAGCCCCGGACUGUAAGGAAUCAUCUGAACAGUUACUCCAGCUUUUCAGAUGCUACAGAUGAAAUUCAUAAAGGAGAAUGGGACCAAAAGUGGGAUUCAUUUCGUAAAGAUGAGCUCAGUCAAGAAGAAAGAAGAAGCACCUAUCAGAAUCAUUUGUCACUACAAGUAUAUUGAGAAAGUAUGGAGUGAACUCCAAUAAGACUCUUCAGUGUAUGACCUGGAGCCAAACAUCAUACUUUGGCUCCAGACUGCAGAAGAGGUGCUCAGCUGAUCAUUUCCUUGGACUGUCCCCAGUGCUAAUGACGCCCCAGUUUGAUGCACGGCCAUAACAUGUUUGAAUAUCUCUGUCCAUAUAUCUUUACUUUUAUAACUGUGUUCUGUGCCACCAUAUCACUAUACAUCAUACAUAUUAGGGUUGGUUGAUUGGGCAGAAUUUUCCAGUGCGCUACCACAUCUGCAGAAGUGCAGUAUACCAGUGGAUUAUAAAGCCAUUAAACAGAUCAUAUACAGACGUGAUGUGUCUUGAUAAGCCACACUGGAGGGCAGGUGGUUUAUUCUAUGCUGUGGAGAUAACCUGCGCUGUAAAUAUUGCUGGUUACUAAUGGCUUUGAAAUCCUGCCCUUGGAGGUUAAAUAUUUGCAGCCACAAAUCUGGUAAAGGCAGAUGCAUAAUUGCACACAGACUUUGGGGAUUUUUAAAUUGGCUAAAUAAAAUCCACCAGCCUUAAAUUCAUUGUCACUAAUAGGUGAGGUUUUUGCCCCAUCUCCCAACCCUAAUAUAUAGUUUGUUUUGUCAUAAUUUUGCAAAAUAGGCCUUAAAGCUAAAUGAACUUGAACCUGUUACAGAGCUCCUAAAAUGUCUUACAUUUUGCAAUGAGUAUAACAAAGUUCCUAAAUUACACAAACCAAUGAUCCUAUGAAGUGAAAAGUGAUUUGUGUAAGUUAUGAAAAUGAUCCAUGAUGACAAAAGUGUUCUCAGAACAACAAACAUCCAGCGAAAUACUGAAUGUUAAACCCUAAGUGUACAGUUUUAAAGAUGCUUUUUU